CCAGUGACACCCCUCCCGUGUCCGCUGAAUGGGAACUGUGACGAGAGAGACAGAACAGCACAGAACAGGACCGAGACCCAACCCAGAGGAACUAAAACUUAGUAGCCUAACUAGCUCCACAGAAGAGACCGGACAUCUCAGGAUGACAGCAGCCCGUGGUCCUCAGUCCUCCUAUAAGAAGUAUUUUGGAGGGGAAAGGAACAUGAGCCACUCCGCCUACCCCUCCAGCCGCCAGCUGUACUCCAACCCGGUGGCGGUGCGCUCCUCUCGGGUCUCUUUCGGCCUGUCCUCCGCCGCCCCGGGGGUCUACGCAACCAGGACCCAGCGGCUCCGCAGCAGCGCCCCGAUGCCCCGGCUGUCCUCCGAGACCCUGAACUUCUCUCUGUCCGACGCCGUGAACUCCGAGUUCAAGACUAACCGGACCAACGAGAAGGCGCAGAUGCAGUCGCUCAACGACCGCUUCGCGAGCUAUAUCGAGAAGGUCCGGUUCCUGGAGCAGCAGAAUAAGAUCCUGCAGGCAGAGCUCGAGCAGCUACGAGGGAAGGGCACGUCCCGAUCCCGCAUCGGGGACCUGUACGAGGACGAGAUGCGCGAGCUGCGGCGACAGGUGGACCAGCUGACGAACGAGAAGGCGCGAGUGGAGGUGCACCGGGACAACAUGUCUGAUGAUAUAGACCGACUCAGAGAGAAACUGCAGGAGGAGAUGAUGCAGCGUGAGGAAUCUGAGAGUACCAUGCAGAGCUUCAGAGGGGAUGUGGACAACGCAGCUCUGUCUCGUCUGGACCUGGAGAGGAAGGUGGAAUCGCUUCAGGAGGAGAUCAACUUCCUGAAGAAACUACACGAUGAGGAGCUGUUGGAGCUGCAGUCUCAGGUGCAGGUGUCGCAGCAGGUGCAGAUGGACAUUGAUGUGGUGAAGCCAGACCUGACGGGCGCUCUCCGGGACGUCCGCUCUCAGUACGAGAACCUGGCCUCCAAGAACAUGCAGGAGUCAGACGACUGGUACAAGUCCAAGUUUGCUGACCUGACUGAUUCUGCAGCCCGUAACAACGAGUCUCUACGUAUUGCUAAGCAGGAGGGUAAUGACUACAGACGCCAGGUGCAGGCACUCACCUGUGAGAUCGAUGCCCUGAAGGGAAGCAAUGAGUCUAUGGAGCGCCAGAUGAGGGAGAUGGAGGAGAACUUCAGUAUGGAGUCAUCUGGUUACCAGGACAACGUCAGUGGUCUGGAGGAGGACAUUAGGAACAUGAAGGAUGAGAUGGCCAGACACCUCAGAGAAUACCAGGAUCUCCUCAAUGUCAAGAUGGCCCUGGACAUAGAGAUAGCUACCUACAGGAAACUACUGGAGGGGGAGGAGAACAGAAUCACCUCUCCGUUGCCAAACUUCUCCUCCUUAAACCUGAGAGAAACCAUGAUGGAUUCCAGACCCAUGGUUGAAACCACAAUGUCCAAAAAGGUUCUGAUCAAGACGAUCGAGACCAGAGAUGGACAGGUGAUCAAUGAGUCCAUGAACCAUGACGACCCCAUCGAUGUCUUCAACUAGAGACCAGCCAUCUACAACACAGAAAAACAUAGAUGAUAUUUUUAUCUAGAUUCUAUUUCUAUAACCCGCAGCCAUAAACAAUAUAUCUGUUUGUUAUAUAUCUAGAUUAUGUUUCUGGACCAUUCCACCAGACAGGACUACCUACCCACAGCAAACACAACCAGACAGGACUACCUACCCACAGCAAACACAACCAGACAGGACUACCUACCCACAGCAAACACAACCUGACAGGACUACCUACCCACAGCAAACACAACCAGACAGGACUACCUACCCACAGCAAACACAAGCAGACAGGACUACCUACCCACAGCAGACACAACCUGACAGGACUACCUACCCACAGCAAACACAACCUGACAGAGGGAAUGAAGAGAGGGAAUGAAGAGAGAGAAUGAAGAGAGGGAAUGAAGAGAGGGAAUGCGGAGAGGGAAUGCGGAGAGGGAAUGCGGAGAGGGAAUGCGGAGAGGGAAUGCGGAGAGGGAAUGCGGAGAGGGAAUGCGGAGAGGGAAUGCGGAGAGGGAAUGCGGAGAGGGAAUGCGGAGAGGGAAUGCGGAGAGGGAAUGCGGAGAGGGAAUGCGGAGAGGGAAUGCGGAGAGGGAAUGCAGAGAGGGAAUGCAGAGACUCUAGAAAUGUUACAUUCGUCGUCACAUCAAUAUUUUGUCAACUCUGUAAAAACCUGUCAAUGUUACCAGAUACAAUAUUAUUAUUUGUCUGAAUGAACCAGCUUGCCUGUCCUUCACAGCCUGUUAUGCAUCUGUCAGUCUAGCGUAAGAGAAACACAUUAAACACUGUCUUCCUCUAAAAAACAAUAAAACUGGUCGAAAGAUA
Molecule: messenger RNA, 2374 nt
Organism: Salvelinus fontinalis (brook trout)
Lineage: Eukaryota; Metazoa; Chordata; Actinopteri; Salmoniformes; Salmonidae
Product: vimentin-like
Exons: 9
Coding region: 29-1540 (503 amino acids)
Biological process (GO): intermediate filament organization
Cellular component (GO): intermediate filament; axon; plasma membrane
Molecular function (GO): structural constituent of cytoskeleton
Source: RefSeq, a predicted model, not a curated record